This is a messenger RNA of Syngnathus typhle (broad-nosed pipefish), 8941 nucleotides long. RefSeq names its product zinc finger, FYVE domain containing 9b (gene zfyve9b). Gene Ontology annotation, biological process: endosomal transport; liver development. The transcript is spliced from 16 exons. NCBI's taxonomy places the organism in Eukaryota, Metazoa, Chordata, Actinopteri, Syngnathiformes, Syngnathidae. Gene Ontology annotation, cellular component: endosome; early endosome membrane. The record is from RefSeq and is a predicted model, not a curated record. The coding region runs from base 177 to 2846 and encodes 889 amino acids. Gene Ontology annotation, molecular function: metal ion binding.
AAGUGGAGGCCUCGCUGUCGGCCAACACGUUCGCCGUCAUGGGAUACGCCGAGUGCAAGCGGUUUUAUUCUUUUGUUUCCAGCACUUGACAGCAAAUCUCCAAAAGUAGAAGACAUCGAGGAAGAGGAGGAUGAUGUUCCAGAUGCAGCUGCUGUGUGCGAUGUAAGCGCAAGACCAUGUUGAAGUUGUUCUCCGCGCGGGACGACGACAACGAGAGCCUCUUGGGGGGCAUCGCAGAAGAUGAAGGAGACAACCCGUCCCUCGGUGACACCAAGCUGCCCUGGCUAAGCAGACCUUAUCUCCUGGUGCUCAAAGAUGCAGGCGAUAUGUCCAAAUCAAAGCAAAUCAGAUCCGAAGUUCCAUCUUCCAAGUCGCCCUCGGAUGAAAUGGUCACGCCGUGUGAAGGAAAACCUCCUGCCAAGAUGCUCCACGUGGAGGAAGGUGGCUGCAUGGUGACUCCAUGGGGCGAAGUCAUGCGCGAGGAGCCUCCAGGCCCUCUGCUUCUGAGUCCGGCCCAAGAAGAGAGGAAGCUCAAAACCUCCAAGGAGGACUCUGUGAUCGAGGAGAAGGAGAUGGAAGAAUCCAAAGACCUCCAGAAUCAUCUUAAAGAAGCUGUGUCCAAUUCGGGAGAAGAAGCAAAAGCCUCCGCAUCUUCCCCGGUCCAUCCUGACAAUGAGUCCGAUCCGGUCGACAUCUUGACCAAAGAUCAAUCCAACUCCUUGGGGGAGGUUGCUCCGGUCUGGAUCCCGGACGCAGAGGCUCUCGUGUGCAUGAAGUGCAGCGUCAAGUUCACGUUUACCAAACGGAGGCACCACUGUCGCGCUUGUGGCAAGGUGUUUUGUGCACUUUGCUCCGGCCUGAAGUUCAGACUUACACAUCUGGACGGCAAGGAGGGGCGGGUUUGUGUUUCCUGUCAUUCAACCCUCAUUAAAAGCACGUCGCCGAGGUCGAAAAGGAGGGUGUGGUUCGCAGAUGAACUCCUAAUCGACAAGCAGUCCGAGUCCGCCCCCGCCACGCCGGUCAGAGGUCACGGGUUCUCGCCAUCUAUGAGCCGAGCGGCGCCAAGUGGGGCAGGGUCGCCGCAACCCAGGAGAGCCUCCAGACCACAUGGGGGCGCUAAUGAGGCGAGUGCUCCUCGAAGCUGGGGAAUGUCUACUCUUGUGAACAGCUCGUCCAACCUCAUCCCGCUGCAAGGCCUGCCGCCGAUCCUCACCUCCACAGGAGUCAAAGGAGAUUACACCGUGGAGGAGCGGCCCUCCGAGACCUUGCUCAUCCAAGAGCUGGAGAGCGGCCGCUCUAGCUCUCUGGUUUUUGUCCUCAAUGCCAACCUGCUCGCCAUGGUCAAGAUGGUCAACUACGUUAACAGGAAGUGUUGGUGCGUGACCACCAAAGGAAUGCAUGCCGUGGGUCAGGUGGAGGUGGUGGUGCUCCUGCAGUGUUUGCCUGAGGAGAAGAGCUUUCCCAGGGAUCUCUUCAGCCACUUUGUCCAGCUGUACAGGGACAGUCUUACCGGGAAGUUGAUCAAGCACUUGUCACUGUCGCUGUCCGGCAGCCGCUUCCUGGGCAGCGAGGAGCACGCGGGCCUCUUGUUUGUCCGUCCCACCCGUCAGUCGCUUCAAGGUCUGCCACUGCCCAGCCAGCCGUACCUCUUCGGCCUGCUGCUCCACCGGGCCGAGGUGGUCUGGGCCAAGACGUUCCCCCUGCGUCUCAUGCUGCGCUUGGGUGCUGAGUACCGAUUUUACCCAUGUCCUCUGUACAGUGUCCGCUUUAGGAAGCCAUUGUUUGGGGAAAUAGGCCACACAGUCAUGAGACUUUUAGUGGACUUUAGGAAUUUUCGUUAUAGUCUUCCAAUGGUGCCGGGGCUCACGGUGGACCUGGAGGCUCAGAGAACCUGCAUCAAGAUCCCAACUAGCGGCUACAACGAGCUGAUGAAGGCCAUGAACAAGUGCAACGAGCAUGUCCUGGCCAUGGGCGCUUGCUUCAACGAGGAGGCCGAUUCUCACCUCAUCUGCGUGCAAAGGGACGACGGGCAGUACCAGACGCAAGCCAUCAGCAUUCACAACGAGCCGCGGAAAGUGACUGGCUCGUGUUUUUUCAUAUUCAGCAACGCGCUGAAAGCAACGGCAGGUUACUUCGCCAAAUCCAGCAUCGUAGAAGAUGGACUAAUGGUGCAGAUUAGCCCAGAGACCAUGGCAGAACUACGUAGGUCGCUCCGGGAGAUGAAGGACUACGUCGUCACUUGCGGCCGCGUGGACCGAGCCGACAGCCAGGAGCUUGUUUGUGUGCAGUGGGUGGAGGCCAAGUGUACCUUCAAUAAAGGGUCGGGCGCCUCCACCUGCUUGGAGUUUAUUGAUCCAAAUUGGAAUUCAGUUGAGACAUGUUUGGUCGUUGUCCACAGGGUUAUAAGCCCCAUUGAUGGUAAAUCCAUGGAGUCCAUCAGCAGUACCAAGAUGUUCCAGAAAUCCGAAUACAAAGAAAACGGGAAGAUUAUUCACUGGACAGAAGUGUUCUACCUGCAGAGAGCCGAGCCCCCGAAAGGAAUGGCGGCCAAUGUGCCAGAACACAACCGACUGACGGAGCGGAUCGCCAGAGCUUUUUGCUUGGCGCUGUGCCCGUACCUCAAACUCCUCAAGGAGGACGGCAUGGCCAAAUUGGGGCUGCGUGUCACCUUUGACCCCCAGCAGGUGGGCUUCGUGGCAGGCAGCAACGGGCACCCUCUCCCUCCUCAGUAUUUGAACGCCCUGGACAGCACGCUCAUCCCGGUCAUCCACAGCAGGGGGCGCAAGAGAGGCGACGAGGCCCUCGUGAUGGAGCUUAUCUUUUACAUCCUGGAGUACAUCACAUAAAAGUAACACAAACGCAACACUAAUUGGAUCUUUUUCCCUGAAAUUCAGCGGGACAAUCCACUCAUGGUGGGUUUUCUAAUCUUACCCAGCAGCAACGUGGGUGUUAUCAGUCAAACAAGACAUCAAAUAGACAAAACAUUAGUAGCAAUUCCACAGCUUGAGUGGGAACAGAACCUUUAACAGAGGGGCUGGAUUCAGACCCUGCUAGUUUAGAUAAAAGAGAAUGACCUAGUUAGUAGUGGAUGCACAUGUAAUGAAUGCCUGAAGAAUGCUCUUGAAUGGAAUGUUGAAUUUAAUUAUUGACACGGCCUUGAAUUAAAAUUUGCAAUGAAAAUAACAACUCUCUGAUGAACCAUGUUUGCAGAGAAAAAGUCAAUCCUAAAAGUUGGCCGUAGUGGGCUCAUGGAGGAAAUUUGAGAAUAAAAUGCACUAUAUUUUAAUAUAACUUAAAUGCAAGAAGAUUGUCAUAAGAUUAAAAUGAAUUUAACAUAAUUCAAUUAUUUGAUUGCAGAAAUAACAACUGUCCCUUUUUGUCAAUGAACCAGCUGAACCGAGGGGGCGUUCUGUCUUCAACAAAGCAGAAUGCACCGCUUGUGUAACUCCUACGAGCCAGAGUCACAUUCUUCGCAUAUCCCGGGCGAGAGGCACAAGACAAGUCAUGCUUUUAGUCUUUGUUGCAACAAGGUCACACGCUGAUCUGAUGAUGACGACACAAGAAAACCCUGAAAUUUUACAUGAAAUAAGAAAAGACACGCAAUGCACCCAAGAUCAUUUCUAUCAUGGUUUAUUGGCAUUUUAUUUUUAAAUACACAAUUUAGAAAGUAGAAAGCCUAACCAAUACAAUUAGUCAUUUGGUUGUAAAACUAUUUACAGGUAAAAAGUCUUUUCAAGUCUUCUGUACAGUCGUCUGUCCACAAAGGGGUUUAUUGAGGACACAUGAAAGGCAACCAGUGUGAUACUAAACUCGUAAGUCAGUGAAAAUCUUCUCUUCAUAAAUUGUGCUUUCCCCAAAAACUCAGAGAGACAACCGAACCAACCGAAUGUGGAAUCCCCCUUUGUGGAAGUCAUGGACCGCGUGACUUCCCUCCCACGGUUCACAGAGACAACUCAAAAUAGGACAAGAAACACAGCCAAAAUCAUCUUUGGAAUCCGUGAUCGGUGCAUCGGCUUAGUGAGGUCAUACUUUUUGGGAGUUUUCUUCCUGCAUCCCUAGGCCUUCUUCAUCUUGCCCAUGGGAGCGCUGCCGUUUUCGUAGUGGGCCGAACCGUUGCUGGUGCCGUUGGCCGCGGUGUGUUUGACGCCGUUCUCGUGGUGCUUGCCGUUAGCGUAGACUGCAGGUGGGGCGGCGGCCGUGCCGUUGUGACGCGACUUGAUGUCCUGCUUGGGCAGCCGCUUGCCCUUGACGUAGGCCUGAACCCAGAAGUUGGAGAAGAGCACGAAGAAGAAGGUGCCGUAAACCCACACCAUGUGGAUGAUGAUGGGGAACUGGUAGUCGCAGCUGUCCAUGAAGUAAUACUGAGUCACGUGGAGGGAUACCAGGACAAACUGGGUCUGGCAAGGGGGAACCAAAGCAAGACGGAUGAGUAAGGAGCUCAAGUGAAACGGUAAAGGAGAACAAGAACUUCAAUACGACGUACGAGCUGAAUGGCUGUCAUGUAUUUCUUCCACCACAGGAACUUCUGGAAGCGAGGUCCGGCGGCAGCGAGGAAAUAGUAGAAAUACAUGAUCACGUGGACAGAAGAAUUCACCAUUGCGUGGAAGGAGCCCAUUCCACCUGAGGCCGGAAACACACAGAACGUAAAGGUAAAAAAAAUCAAGUGUUUCUGUCAUCUUAAGCUAACACUAGAAUUGUAUUUUUUUAUAUUUGUAUAUUGAACAUCUCUUUCUGGCCCCAUCUUAUUGAUACCUAAAAUUAAUUUUUCAGUUAUUUCUUAACUUCUCAUGGAGAGCCAAUUGAGCCAAUCAGAGACCGUAGCCACUAGACCGUAGUUAAUCAAAUCUUACUAGCAGCUAAACUGAAAGCCAUUAGUGUAUUUCCAUGGACUAAGUCACAGUUGAAAGAAUUUUUCAAAACAAAAUGGUGGUCUGACAUUCCAGGUUUCCAUCAGACUAUAAACGGUUAUCACUGGCCAGAGUCUGUGGAGAGACAAAGGCUUUUUGACAAGAUAGCAAAAGAACGGUAUGUAAGUGACACGCAGUCACGUCCGCGAUCGAAGUUUGAGUUUUGUGUGUACUCACCGGGAGCGUAGCCAACUCCCCACCACCAAGUCCAGGGCAUGAAAGAGUGGUGGAAGAUGUGCAGAAAGGUGAUCUGCCCACUCUUUUUUCUCAACACAAAGAAGAUCUAUCCCCCCCAAAAAUAAAAUAGGUUUUCUUUACUAAACUUCACUGACACCAAUGUUUAUGCUGAUCGCAAACUGCGUUACUUACAGUGUCCAUGAGCUCGAUAAUUUUGGAGAACCAAAACAACCAGGCUACCUCAACCAUCUGAAGGGGGGGAAAAAAAAAAAAAAAGAGACCACCGCUCAUAAACACGGUACGUGCAUGUUUGUUCAGCUAUGUUUAGUAUUUUCUUGAGUGGGGGGGGUCACUUUUUUUCAUGCUGUGUCAAUGUUAUUGCUGAAUUUUGCACAACUGUUAAGAUCUUUAUCUAUUGUGGCAACAUUUUCCUGUAUUUCCACAAUAAACACUAGGAAGAGUCAUUCUAAGAUAUCUGCACUUUUAAAAUAAGAGACAGCAUAACUACUAAAACAGAAUGCUUCACGUCAAACUUGUUUUUAGCUUUCAGUAUACCCACAAAUAUUCCCAUCUGAGCUAUCUUAAAUGGAAAAAAAAAAAUCCAAACUUACUCGAAGUGCUUGAGGGCUGUCAGACAUAUCGAUUGCGUCACAUCGCCAAGUAUACGUCGUGGCCCAACCAGACAUCAAAAACUUAAAAAAAACAAACAGACUUAAAAUUUUGAAACAACAUGCAAAAUGCAGCUUCAGCAGACUUGGAGAUGCAAAGCAGACUCACCUCGUAAACGAUGUAUAUCGACAGUGCCACCAGUGAAAAAUUAUAGACGAUCAUGGCUUCCUUUAACUGGAAAGGCUUUCGGGAGGCCAUAAUAUGAGGGCCAAGGUACAGUACAAAGAACAGGUAGCACAGCAAAAUUGCAGUCAUGGGAACAGGACUCUGCAUCAGGAAAUGAUUCUUCACUCGAGGAUCUAGAGGAAGAAAAUAGCGGUUGACGAUUGUGAAAUGGAAUAAAAAUUUUAAAAAAACUCAAAAUCCAUAAGGUUAUUUAAAGGAGACUGACCAACUCCUGCGACGAGGUAGUCGUAUAUAUCCAUGGCGUGUGAGCCAAACUCCUUGAGCUCUUGCAGCAUGUUUGCUGUUUUGUAGCCAGUUACCUAAAAUUAAAAAAGAAAAUUAGACAAACACACCACAAAUGCAAAAAUAAAACCACAAUGAUUAUUCCAGUAAUUUCUUCCGUCAGUUUCUUUAGCGGAACCUUGUGACUUGUGUCAGUCUGCACAAGAUCAUGCCUCAUGAAAUAAAAAAGUGGUUAAUCAUUACUCAACGCUGUAAUUUCCACACACAUUAGCAAAUCAAACAGCAAGAAUUUCCAAACAUCUUCAAUGUCUCGCUGCUCACAAAGCAAAAAGCUGCAUUUUAAGACAUACCUGCUGAUUCAGCUGCACACAAAAAAAAAUCCACUUUUACCUAGUAAUCCAAGUACUUCCCCAAACCAAACAAGUCCAAUGAAAAUUACAGGAUGCCCGGUUUAGCUCAUGCGACAUGGCCUGACAUCAGAUGGGGAGGGGCCGGGGGGGGAGGAGGAGGAGUGGGAUGGCUUUCGCCACUCCUCGCUACUUCCUCACUUCUCAGCCCCGACACAUAAAUAUCGGCAAAAAUUAGAUUGUAGAUCGAGAUUGUUGUACCUCUGCAAUCUUAAAGUUGAACUAGAAAUAUGGCGAGCAUGAACACAUUAAACUCUGAUGGCUUUGGAGGACAAAUGGGUCGUGUUCACCUUUGAAAGUGGAGUAAGAGAGCGCCAUUGUUUGAUGUACAAUCAACAAUGACCGACCACACAAGAGCGGGCCGGCCCUCCUUGAGCCAAUAUCAUUACAAGCAGAUAUGUUGUCGCCAAGGACGGCAAACAAAGGCGGGUUAAAUAUUUCCCUCAGAUGGGUUUGGAAUUAAAAGCCUCCAGGCUAUGCUUUCGGAAAAAACGAUUUGUUUGAAGCUUUGGACAUGCAAGUGAGGGAGGGAACAAAAACAUUUUUCCAAGUACAGCAUUGCCUCAAUGGCAGUGAACUAAAUUCAACGAAACAUAAAACAGAAUGACACCUUGUGUAUCUAAAACAAACAGAGCUUUAACCUUUCAGUCCACUAUCUUGACGCUAACGCUUAAUAGCAUCCACCUCAAUAAUUUUAAAAAGUGAAUGUUAGUUAACUGACAAACUAAAAGAGAAUUCCACAUUAUAUAUUUAACUGACAGCAAAACCACCAUCUAACCAGAAAAAUAAUACUAAAAAAAAAAACAUUUGGGCCUGCGUGUACACAAUGGACCCACUCACUUUAAGACAAAGUUCUCCCGCUGACUCGUCGAAACUUAUUCGGCCGGCCGUAACGCAUGACAAGAUCAGAUAAAUGACAUUUCACAAAACUCUUACGCAUAACGCUGUGGCUGGUAUUUGAGGCGGGCGCCUCACAUUUCAGCAAGCGCACCCUCAUGUGCAAACGUCAAGGUCUUGAUCUGAGGAAAAAUGCUCAACAGUUAAGCCGUAGAAAACAUAAUGUAGCGGACCAGCUGAAAAGAAGGUGGAGCUGAUCCGUUAACUGGGCCUUUUUUUUUUUUGCAGUAAUGCCAGUAUGACAAGUGCUUGGAAUAAUCGCACGUCCAUUCGAGUUCAAAAAUCUCCCAACCAUGACAACCAUAGGGAUAGGGAGAAACAACAUACAUAUAAAUCACCUGAAACCCAGAUAAAGAUCAUAGUUGAAGGGAAUUGAAAUUAAACCUCCGUCUUUGCACUUUGUCCAGCACUUCAACGACAACUAAACGGCACCACAAUGCCGAUAGUCUUAACACACACCAGAUUGUAAAGCUAGCACUUGUUGAUUUUUAGCAAAGUCAAUAAAAGAAUAAAAAAAACAAAUGAACUAAUUUGACAAUAUUCCUUUCAUUGACAAUAGGCACUUAAUUUGUUAUUGCGAGGAGAUUAACUCCGCCUAGAGGAGGUGUGACGCAACACAGAUUGACCUCGAUUUGCCAUUCUUGACAUCAUGCAUGUUCCUCGAAAGCACGUUAAGAGUGCCUCAACUGCACCAAGAAACCAUUAAUGGGCCAAUCGAGUGCAACAAUUCAUUGAUAACAAUGCCCCAAGUCUAGAAGCCAGAAACUUCCUUAAGAGCGUGUGUAGUUUUUUUUUUUUCCCCAAGCCACAUGACACCAUUACGCAUGAUGUAUCUCCUCAGCAAUUCCCGUCAAUGCUAAAACCAGAAAAACAACACUAUGUAACAUUAUAGUCAGUUGGAUUUUCAACCAUGGUUUGUUUGAGCUUAGCCUUGACAACAAAGUGGCGGGUUGACAGCUAGUGAAGGAGACAAAGUGGAGUGCUUCCUGCUCAGUGAAUGAAUCACAUGAUGGAAAAUAAAGGUGGGAAGAGUUAAUGAUGAACAAACAGGGAUAAGGGAUGUGGGAGUUAAAAAAAAAAAAAAAAAAAAAACACCCAAAGUAAAAAGUAAAGCAUCUGUUUGUUAGGGGAAAAGGCCAAAAGUUUAACUUCCAGUACUCACAUGAAAAUAACAAAUCAAAUGACAUAAAACGGGGUGCGCACCAAGUUAGUUCGAUUUAAACUUACCCUGCUGAAAAAAAAGGACUUUCCAGCUUCGGAAAAACUAAAGCCAGCGUUGAGAGAAUCCUCUUCGGGAGCCUCUCUCGCGCUUGCUCUCUCUCUCUCGGGGAGAAGAGUGGAGCUGGUAGAAACUGCAGUGCGAUGAGGGAGAGAAUGAGCGUGUGUGUGUGUGUAACAGAGGGGAGGGAAUGGAAAGAAGAAAAAAAAAAAUCAACCGACAGACGUGACUGGUACAGCCGUCUUCCGACUCUCCAC